AUGGUGUCCACGGCUGGGGCCAUCGUCAUUACCAUCAUCGUGCUGCUCACGGCGGCCGUCGGCGGCUGGGUCGUCUUUGCUCGAAUGCGCGCGCGCAGGCUAGGCUUACCGCCGCCUACGCUAUCGUCGUAUUUGCCGUGGAAACGAAACGAAACCCCCUACGGCCCCCCGCAGCCAGCUCCCGGCGGCGUCGUUGGCUGGUUCAACGAUCAGGUCCGCAAGGUCAAGAACAGAAACAAUCGUUCCGCGGCCGGUGCAUACGAGCGGCCUCUUCAGGGCGGCAGUGGCGGGCGUCGAGGCUUUGGCCCUCUCGAUCCCGACGAGGCCUGGGAUGCGCGUGUAGGCAAUGAAGCCGACGGCUACGGAUACUACGAAGAACAGGAGCUCGGUCGGCAUAGCAACACCGAGUAUCCUGGCGGCAGCAGCUACAGCAUGAAUUUGGCCACGAACCCUCGUGCAGACUACGACGACGAGGAGCGCGGUCGCAAACCGGGCCGUCCUGACGUCUCCCAGAACAAGAAUCCAUUCGAUGAUGAUGCCGUCUCAAGUUUGCGUGGUGUCAGUCCCCGACCUAUCGAUACGGCUGCGGCGCAUACUCAUAGAUCAAGACCAAGUCAACCGGAGAGCGAUGGAAGCAGCCCUACUGAGAGAAGGUCGGCCUUUAGGGAGAAUGUAUAA
Molecule: messenger RNA, 678 nt
Organism: Metarhizium brunneum ARSEF 3297
Lineage: Eukaryota; Fungi; Ascomycota; Sordariomycetes; Hypocreales; Clavicipitaceae
Source: RefSeq, a predicted model, not a curated record